CGGCUGCUGAGCCAGGAGGAGAUGGAGAGCUAGAGAAAGGAAAAGAUGGAGAGAGAAAGGGAAGUAUGGAGGUGUCGGACGCUGCAGGAAGCCGUGAGUCAGCAGGAGGAGAGAGAACCAGUGGGAGGGAAGACAGACAGAGUUUAUAGAUAGAUUUAGGUGAUACGGCUAGAGAGAGUGGCGUCAGAUGCCUCCUGGUGCGUUUGUGUAUGUGUGUGUGCAUGCGCCUAUCGAUUGAGCAGAGAAGGUCACCGAGCCGAGAGGAGAUUAGCAAACUAGACUCGGAGAGGCAGUGCUAACGCCUCCUCUGAAUAGCAGCUAGACAGGAAAAAGAGAGAGAGAGACAAGGAGAAGGACGAGAGGAGCUGUAACAGUAUGGGGGAGAGCUAUAUGUACCAACGACUCCCCUAUACCAGAGGAGAUGAGGCGGGGGAGGAGGAGGAGGAGGACGAAGAGGAGAGAGACGGAAGGAUCAGAGAAAGUGGCAGGGGACAAAUGAUGCAGUGUGAGGAGGGGACAGAGUGGCUGCUGGAGUUGCUGACAGAUGUGCAGCUGCAGCAGUACUUCCUGCGGAUCCGUGAUGACCUCAACGUCACGCGACUCUCCCACUUCGACUACGUCAAGAAUGAAGACCUGGAGAAGAUCGGCAUGGGUCGGCCGGGUCAGAGGAGACUUUGGGAGGCCGUCAAGAGGAGAAGAGCACUUUAUAAACGCAAGUCCUGGAUGAGCAAGGUGUUUCCAGUGAAACGACCCGACACCGACCCACAGCAGCCCCUCCCCCAGGGGGCAUCGUCCAGCGCGGUACCAGCCAGUAGCGAGUCAGGUGCCUCGCUCACCUGCCUGAUCAAAGAGUCAGAGCUGCAGAUGUUUGAGCGGCUCGGAGACGGAACAUUUGGGGUGGUGCGGAGAGGAGAGUGGACCGGACCCAACGGCAGAGUGUUGUCAGUGGCGGUCAAGUGUCUUAAGGCAAGUGUGUUGGACUCGGACGGUCUGGAUGAUUUCAUCAGAGAGGUGAACGCCAUGCAUUCACUGAGCCACCAGAACCUCAUCCGGCUGCACGGCGUCGUCCUCACACAGCCCAUGAAGAUGGUGACUGAACUGGCCCCUCUGGGUUCCCUGUUGGAUCGUUUGAGAAAACGUCAGGGUCACAUCCUCAUCUCCUCUCUGUGUAACUGCGCUGUGCAGGUGGCGGGCGGCAUGGCCUACCUGGAGCAGAAGCGUUUCCUCCACAGGGAUUUGGCUGCCCGCAACGUUCUACUAUUCUCCAAUGACACAGUGAAGAUCGGAGACUUUGGCCUGAUGAGGGCGCUGCCAACACACACAGACCAAUAUGUCAUGGAGGAGGCCCACAAAAUCCCUUUCCCAUGGUGUGCUCCUGAGUCUCUGAAGUCUCGUACUUUUUCUCAUGCAUCUGAUACCUGGAUGUUUGGGGUCACUCUGUGGGAAAUGUUCACUCAUGGACAGGAGCCGUGGCUGGGCCUUAACGGGAGCCAGAUCCUCCACAAGGUGGACGUGGAGGCAGAGAGGCUGUGCAAACCAGAUGACUGUCCUCAGGACAUCUACAACGUCAUGCUGCAGUGCUGGAGUCCCAAACCUGAGGACAGACCGACUUUCAUCGCCCUCAGAGACUUCCUGCUUGAGACUAUGCCUACAGAUAUGAGAGCGCUGCAGGACUUUGAGGAAGAAGACAAGCUCCAGAUUAAAAUGAACGACGUAAUCACCAUCAUAGAGGGAAGGGCAGAGCACUACUGGUGGAGAGGUCAGAACAGGAGGACGCUGCAUAUCGGGCAGUUUCCCCGUCACGUGGUGACUUCAGUUGCCGGGCUGUCGGCCCAGGACAUCAGCCGACCACUCAAACAUUCCUUCAUCCACACUGGACACGGAGACACUGACCCUCACAGGAGCUGGGGACAUGCAGAUCGUAUAGACAGUCUUUAUCUGGGGAACCCCAUGGACCCUCCUGAUGUUCUUGGAAUGGACUCGGGCAUCGCAAGGCCAACCAAACUCCCCAACCGUGCCAAGAAGCAACCUCCUCCUCGUCCACCCCAACCUGCUGUUCUGCUGAAGAAGCCAUUCUAUGACUCUGUGAUGGACGAUUACGACGACGAUGACGACACCAGUGCAUCAUCUGGGCUGAAGAGGCUGGGAAUGUCCCUGGGCCUGAAGCUCCGGCCUUGGGAAGGACCCGGCGUGCGCUCAGCCAAAAGCGAAGUGUCGCUCAUUGAUUUCACUGAUGACAGCUUCAGUUCGACCACGCCCUCGCCACUCACUGAAACCCAGCAGCCAGAUGAGGACACGCUGAAGGACACUCCAUCCAUCCUUGACUGGCCUCUCCCCCAGCCAGCUUAUGACGAGGUUUCUACAGAGCUCGAGGACCAAUCAGAGGACCAGGAAGUUCGGUCCAUCAACAAGGGAUUUACUGAAGACACCGUGGCCACGACAAGCGUCGCUGCAGCAGGCAGGAAUGAGUCGCAGUCAGCUGACCUCUUCCAAGAACUACAGCGAGAGGUGAUGGUGAAGCUGCAGGUUCCUAUGGCAAUGGGUCGCUCCCUCCCAUCAUCUCCCCUUCCCAUGCCCCUGGCUCCUUUGGGCCCCCAUCGACAGAUCUGCCUACCUCCUCCCUCACCUUCCUCCACCUCCACCCCCUCCUUUGCCACCUACUUUGAAGACCAGCCGGUGCUGCCUCCUCGCAGCCCCGUACCACCAUUACGUCCCUCCAAACACAACCUCUCCACCCGCACUACCCACCCACAAGUGCGCUCCAGCUCCAGCUCCCUAGGCCAGCAGGAAGACACGCCUCCUCAGAUCCCACCCAGAGACCAUGCCUUCUCUCAGCCAGGCUCUCGCUCUUCCUCUCCGCUCCCACUGGUACCGCCAUUAUCCUCCUCCUCCCCUUUGGCCCUGCCUCCUCCUCCCCUCUCCGUCUCCCCACGGCGGGCGUCUGGACUCCUGGGUCCCCUCCUGUCCUCCAAUUGGUCCACCUCCUCACUGCCUCAAGUCACAUCGCAUUCCUCGCCGGUCACAGCUCGCAGCUCCUCCUACUCAUCCAGCUCCUUAUUAGAGCCUCUGGUUUUUCGUGAGGGGCGCGGUCUUUCCUCACUGAUUGACGGCUCCCAGAGCUCUGCUCCUGCUCCUGCCCCGCUGCCUGAUCGACCCGCUUUUCUGGAAAGAUACGGAGCAGCCAAUAUGGCGGCAGUCAAACCCAUGAUGCAGCAGCCUGGUGGGACCAAACCGAACUCUUCCUACAAUAACAACAAUGGGCGAACAACAGCUCUCAGCAUGCAACAGCAGCAGAGUAUCACACAGGUCCAAGGGACAGUGCACGGUGUCACACUGGAGGAGUGCGAGGCGGCUCUGCAGAGUCACAACUGGAGCAUCCCUCAGGCUAUAAAUCAUUUAAAGGUAGAGCAGCUGUUUCGUCUGGGCCUGAAGUCGAGAGCAGAGUGUGAAGAACUUCUGCAACGCUGCCAGUGGAACCUGGAAGAGGCCAGCACUCUCAUGCUGGACACAUACAGACCACAAUGAAACAUGAAGUGACAGCAGGAGGACAUCCACUGCUGACAAGCUCCUGAUGUCAUUUAGAUCAACCCACCAAUAGUGACCUGCCUGGAUGACUCAUGGCACCAAGGACUCGAGACACAGUCAAGAUUUUUAAUGAAUGGAGGAACAUAAAGCAGUAUAUGUACCUCACCUUACGUACUGUGAAUACCUGCUACUAUUUGUGAUGCAUGCUCAUUAUUAGCCAACAGAGCAGCGUGUUGAAUGAGUCACACUAUUUACUUGAAUGGUUGCUAUUUAUGUUAUUUUCUAUUAUUACAUGAGUAAUGAAAAUUCAUAUUUUCGCUGGUAGCUACUGCAGACUUUUUCUGGGUGUGAACUUUGUGGAAUGCGUGCAUGUUCAGGUAUGUUAACACAUACGCUUCCAUUUAUGCACAAACACUGUAAAUGCCCAUGCCUUUUUGCUGUCAAUAAUGCAAUAUAAAAUCAGGGAACUGUCUGCUGAUUUUAUAGUUGUAUUGAUAUGUUCUUGUGAAAAUGUACAGAUAAGAUGCUAAAUUGUAUAUAGCACUUUAAUGGGUGUGUCGACACAUUACCUGCUGGUCAGAAGAUGAUAAAGAAUUUAUCUUGUCAGUGAAGUAAAUAAGCUUAUGUGGGCUGAUAGCAUAUCAUGUAUUUUUAAUGUGUCAUUUGUGUCUUAAACAAAGCUUUUAUGGCUUUAUAAAGGUGUAAACUGUGAAAGGAUUGACGGAUUGUUAUUUUUUUGUUUUGUCUUACUGUAGGUAUUGAGAUGCCAAAACAGACAUGUCAAGAUAUCUCUCAUGUCCUUAUGAAUACAGGGUAAUAGGAAACAAAUUAGAUACUGAAAUAACCUAAAAUGGAUGUUCAUAUGAAAAUUACUGCUGCGUGAUAAUCAUAUAAAAAUGCUGAAGCGCUUAACUGUCAUUCACCUGAAUAAGUAGGCAACUGCUAUGUGUGAGUGGGCGCAUAUAUUGGUAUUGACUGUGAAUGUGGUGACUUACUGUGUGGGUAACCAUAAUCAACUAAACAAAUUGUUCAUUCCUUCAGUUCCUUUAAGUGACCAUCAGUUACAGGGUGCUCUACAAUGAAAUAGUACAGUUAGCAAAUUUCUGAACAAAUGAGCAGUGAUGUUUAAAACACUCUGUGGUUCCUGUGGUUAUGUAUUACUCUGUGGGGACAUCUGUUUACACACUCACAUUGUGGGGACUCACUGUCAUUUUGGGGACAAAAUGGAAGUCCCUCAAAAUGAUUGAAUACUAGGGUGAAGACUUGGUUUAAAGUUAGGGUAAGGUUAGGUUUCAGAUAUUGUUAGCCUGGGGGGGGGUAGGGUUAUGCAAGUAGUGGCCAUAGCAAGGGUGGUUUCGAGGAAAUGAAUGCAAUCAAGUGUCCUCUUAAGGGAUGGAAACGUGACUGUGUGUGUUCGCAUGUGUGUGUGAGUUCCACUUCCUUCCCUCUUACGCUCAGCUGUAAGCUCUUGUAGUCACACAGCUGUAUGUGAUGCUAACUGCAUUAUACUGUCACACCAUGCUGCUUAUUAAUGAAAAUGCAAAUAUGUCCUCCAUUGUUUUAUAAUAAAGAGAAAUUUGA
Molecule: messenger RNA, 5106 nt
Organism: Scatophagus argus
Lineage: Eukaryota; Metazoa; Chordata; Actinopteri; Scatophagidae
Gene: tnk2a
Product: tyrosine kinase, non-receptor, 2a
Exons: 20
Coding region: 376-3525 (1049 amino acids)
Biological process (GO): protein phosphorylation; signal transduction
Molecular function (GO): protein binding; protein serine/threonine/tyrosine kinase activity; protein tyrosine kinase activity
Source: RefSeq, a predicted model, not a curated record